CAUUAAUAAAUUUAUUUUAAUUAUGGUGUUAUUUUACAAAUUUUCGGUGGGCUCAUCAUCAUGCUUAAAUUUCGGUUCGUGCCCGAAGAGACAACAAAAAUGAGACUUUUAGCCUCGGCUCCCGGGGGUCAUUCAAAUGCCGCUCAGGUGUUUGUUUAUAUUCCUCUGAGAACUUCUACUCCUUUUGCUUCCUCUCCAGCUCGCAAUGGCGCUUCCCGGCUCCACAGACAACGCCCCACCCCUCCAUGGAACCUCUCAGUGCAUGAUCUUCGUAGGAGAAGCCGACCAAUUUCAAGCAACAGCCGAUCUUUCAUCCCAAUGUCACGGACCUGUUCUCCUCGCACCGGUUUCCUACCAUCAAGAAAAAAUCAUGAAGGCUACAUUCCCCAAUCUUGCACUGCUGCCUCAUCCUUGUCCCCUUCAUCACCACCACAACUACCACUACUUUUACAAUCCCGAUCUCCAGUGGUAUCUGCCCACCUCACCCCUCACGACGCACCGCAGCGCUCAGAAGAGUGGUUUGCUCUUCGCAAAGACAAACUGACUACAAGCACCUUCAGCACCGCGCUUGGCUUCUGGAAGGGUAACCGGAGGUCAGAGCUGUGGCACCAGAAAGUGUUCAUCCCGGAUGAAAUAGUGUUUGAGGCAGCUGCCAAGGCCGCCAUGGACUGGGGUGUGUCCCGAGAGCCGGCAGCAAUUGAACAGUACAAGGCCAUCACUGGCAGGGAAGUUGGCUCACUAGGCUUUGCAAUUCAUGCAGAAGCUCGCUAUGGGUGGCUUGGAGCCUCGCCUGAUGGUCUCAUUGGUUUACAUCCCGAUGCCGGUAUUCUAGAGGUGAAAUGUCCAUAUAACAAAGGUAAACCCGAGCUCGCGCUCCCUUGGCAGGUAAUGCCAUACUAUUACAUGCCACAGGUGCAGGGGCAAAUGGAGAUCAUGGACAGAGAUUGGGUAGACUUGUACUGUUGGACACCGAAUGGAAGCGCACUCUUUCGGGUAUUGAGGGAUCGGAGUUAUUGGGAACUGAUGCAUGGGAUCCUUCGCGACUUCUGGUGGAACAAUGUGGUGCCGGCGAGAGAAGCUGUGCUAAUGGGGCGGGAAGACGAGGCUAAGGUCUACGAACCUAAACCAAAACAUGGGUUGACAGGGUUCAUCAUUGGCAGGAGCAGGAAACUGGCGGCCGAGGCCAGGUUGUUGUGCAGGGACAUUGGUGGUCAUCUGGAAUUCUUCCAGUGAUGUUGAAAUUUAUGUGCAGUGAAGUUUGUGUUGCAUCAACAUCAGAUUAAUGCAUGAAAUGGGGGAGGAAAUUCACAUUGUCAUUUGUAUAACUGUACAAGUCAUAGAAUGAUAAUUCAAUAUUCAAAUUU
This is a messenger RNA of Dioscorea cayenensis subsp. rotundata (Guinea yam), 1364 nucleotides long. RefSeq lists its product as uncharacterized. The record is from RefSeq and is a predicted model, not a curated record. Lineage: Eukaryota; Viridiplantae; Streptophyta; Magnoliopsida; Dioscoreales; Dioscoreaceae. The coding region runs from base 61 to 1233 and encodes 390 amino acids. The transcript has 2 exons.